CUCUCUAUCAACCCGUGAGCUAAACCCUAAACCUUGAUUUUGCCACUCUCGUGGUUUAAGCACUUUUGCGAACGGGGUCGCGUGCAUUGCUCCUGCACUUCGUUGCAGUUUCUGUAGUUCUUACGUUACGAUUGUAGACGUUGUUUUCUGCUAGGUUUCGGAAAUUUUUGACGUAAAUUUGGGCGGAGUUGGUGCGAGAGUGAGAAAGAGAGAGAGCGAGGGGGAGAAAGGAUGGGGGGUAGAGGGCGGGGAGGAAAGCGGAACCGAACACAGCGACGGGAUUUCAAAGAUGGACGACCGAACGAAUGGAAGCGGUCUCGCCCUGCUUCUGAGCACCAUGCUAACUCCGAACAAGGGUGGAAUCCUUUCGUCAUGGAGAGUCCUGCUUUUGAAGCUUUCUACAAGAAGCAAAAGAUUGUACCCGAAGAGGAAUGGGAGACGUUCAUUGCCACGUUGCGCAAGCCAUUGGCAACUACAUUUCGUAUCAAUGGCAGUGGACAGUUUGCUCAUGAGAUCAGGGAUCAAAUGCAGCGCGACUUUUUUGAUCAAUUGAAAAGUGGGGUUGAGCAGGUAGAUGGGGGAGUCGUCGAGCCUGUACGAGCAUUGGCCUGGUAUCCUGAUAAUUUGGCAUGGCACUUGAACUACUCCCGCAUGCAAAUCCGAAAGAUGCCCAUCCUUGAGCGAAUACACGAAUUCUUGAAGCUAGAGAAUGAGAUUGGAAGUAUUACACGUCAAGAAGCAGUUAGCAUGAUUCCUCCAUUAUUUUUGGAUGUACAGCCUCAUCACAAGGUUCUUGAUAUGUGUGCUGCACCUGGAUCCAAGACCUUUCAGCUGUUAGAGAUGAUCCAUAGAGAUGUCAAACCUGGAGAGCUUUCAGAUGGCAUGGUCAUUGCUAAUGACUCCGACGUGCAGCGGUGUCACCUUUUGAUCCACCAAACCAAGCGCAUGUGUAGUCCGAAUAUCAUGGUCACAAACCAUGAUGCCCAACUUUUCCCAGGACUGAAAGACAGAAGCGGUCACUUUGAGGCUGUUUCAGCAGAUGCUAGCGUGGAGGCUGAAAUUUCGGAGGAAGAGAUAAAUGGGUUAUACUUUGAUCGCAUUCUUUGUGAUGUACCAUGCAGUGGAGAUGGUACUCUUCGCAAAGCUCCAGACAUUUGGAGAAAAUGGAAUUGCGGUGUUGCUAACGGUUUGCAUCGGCUUCAAAUUCAAAUAGCAAUGCGUGGUGUGGCGCUCCUGAAAACUGGUGGGAGAUUGGUGUACUCUACAUGCUCCCUGAAUCCUGUUGAAGAUGAGGCAGUUGUGGGAGAGAUUUUGAGAGAGAGCCGUGGAAGUGUGGAGUUAUUGGAUGUAUCAUCAGAGCUUCCCGAGCUUAAACGACGACCAGGCCUUACUUCUUGGCUGGUCCGAGACAGGAAGAGGUGGCUUUCCUCUGCUUCAAAGAUUGAUAGGCACAGGGCUGGUGCUGUAGUCCCGAGUAUGUUUCCGUCUGGAAACGGAUGGGAUCUUUCAGAUAUUGAACUGUCAACUGGGGUUUCCUCCCCCCCCGCUGAUGUUGAAGAUGAUGCCGAAAAGCAGGAGGCAGAGGAGGCAGAGGAUGACGAAGAUCCACCAGAAGUGGCUACCUUGCCACUAGAGCGAUGUAUGAGGCUUCUUCCCCACGAUCAAGAUACAGGUGGUUUUUUCAUUGCUGUAUUCCGCAAGAUCGCCCCAUUCAAAGCUAUUCCUAAAAUCAAAGAGUCACACAAGUCUCGUCUCCUACGCGCAGUAAACGAGACUCUUACUGCUGAUGGAGAGAAAGGUUUGCUGGUACCUGCGCCUAGCGACCUAGAGACCACCAUCGUGAAUAUGAAUGAUGCUGAUGAUGUUCUUCCUGAAGCUAACUUAUUAGAUGUUCAAGCGGAGGAUACUAUUGAGGUUGAGAAUGCAGUUGAAGCAGUAGAACCUGUUUCUGAUAACGCGGAGGCAGAAGGUACCAAAGAGGCUGAAGAACCAAUGACCGUGAAUUCCCCUAAAGAAGACGAACAGCAGAAGUUGGAGGCCACGGUUUUGGACCCAAAGGAUCCUAACGCAAUCGGUCGGGUUCAACGUCAGGGACGGUGGAAAGGGGUAGACCCUGUUUUUUUCCUUGAAGAUGAGAAGAUCAUCAGUAGUCUUAUAGAUUUCUAUGGAAUCAAAGAAACGUUCCCCGUUCACCAGCAUCUUGUAAUCAGAAGCGAAGAUGUCACUCGCUGCAAACGAAUUUACUAUGUAUCAGCUACUGUAAGCAACGCUAUUAAGAUGAAUUAUCGAUCUGGUGAACAGAUGAAGAUCACCUCUGCUGGGUUGAAGAUAUUUGAACGUCAACAAAUGAAGGAACCUACAUCUUGUAUUUUCAGGAUAGCCUCAGAAGGUCUACCAGUGUUGUUACCUCACAUGACGAAGCAGAUUGUUACAGCUACUAGGGAAGACUUCAGGCUUUUGCUUGCAGAAAAAAUUGUCCAAUUUUCAGCGUUCAGUGACCCUACCUUUGCAGACGUCUUACGUGAGCUGAAGCAUGGAUGCUGCGUUGUAACCCUGCCCACUGAAGGACCUGAUGCUGCCAUCAAUGGAGGAUCAAUGGGUAUAGCUGUGGCAUGUUGGAAAGGAAGGAAUAAUGUAAGUAUUCUUAUAACUAAGGCGGAAGCAAAUCAAAUGCACCAGCGCCUCUCUUUCGUGGAUGAUCCUGUAUCAGGACCUCAAGAAACAGCAGGUGCCAUCGGAGGAGAGUUGGCGACCACUCUAAGUAACGAUGCAACAAUUACUGAUGCUGGAAGUGAUUUGAAACGAAGUCCCAAGGACGAUCAGGUGGUAGCUGAUAGCAUAGUUGAGGAACCUCAGAACGGAAUAAUACCAAGCAAGGCUGACCAAUUAGUUGCCGAAGCCCACGAGCAAACUGGUCAUCUUGGUGAGUGAUAGUGUUGCUGGAAACACUGUCCAGAUUCCUCCUGCAGCUUCUUAGGAUGCAUCUCUUCAUGCAGGAUUUAACAGGAAAUCAUCCUGCACUUUAUAAUGUCUCUGUUGGGUGUGAUCACUUGGUCACUGACAUAGCCAUGAAAUGACGAAACCUCUCCAAAGUAGUGGAGGAUCUUCCCAAACUGUUGGUGUUGUGUAACAUAUUUUUGAUAACUCGUUUCUGGACAGAGAUUUUCUUUACAAUGUAUUUAACCGUUCCUUACAACGUUCUGAAUUUCAAUC
Physcomitrium patens is the source of this 3213-nucleotide messenger RNA. RefSeq lists its product as uncharacterized. NCBI's taxonomy places the organism in Eukaryota, Viridiplantae, Streptophyta, Bryopsida, Funariales, Funariaceae. Gene Ontology annotation, molecular function: RNA binding; tRNA (cytidine-N5)-methyltransferase activity. Gene Ontology annotation, biological process: RNA methylation. The record is from RefSeq and is a predicted model, not a curated record.